AUGGUAAAUAAUGACAACGAAGAAGAAGAAGAAGAAGAAGAAGAAGAAGAAGAAGGAGGAGGAGGAGGAGGAGGAGGUGCAUGUGGAAAAAGGAACAGAAGGGAAGUGGAAAUUGAGUACCAAAACAAAGUUAUGGGUAACAGCAGAUGA
Messenger RNA from Podarcis lilfordi (Lilford's wall lizard), 150 nucleotides. Lineage: Eukaryota; Metazoa; Chordata; Lepidosauria; Squamata; Lacertidae. The record is from the annotation of a GenBank genome assembly.